Messenger RNA from Schistocerca cancellata (South American locust), 1172 nucleotides. RefSeq names its product solute carrier family 22 member 7-like. The record is from RefSeq and is a predicted model, not a curated record. The coding region runs from base 102 to 1172 and encodes 356 amino acids. Gene Ontology annotation, molecular function: transmembrane transporter activity. Gene Ontology annotation, biological process: transmembrane transport. Lineage: Eukaryota; Metazoa; Arthropoda; Insecta; Orthoptera; Acrididae. Gene Ontology annotation, cellular component: membrane. The transcript is spliced from 7 exons.
CGGCCAUACGCGGAACUACAGCGAUGCGAAACCUUGCUCACGAAGACGAUUCCAUUGCUUUUCAGAAUGCUGUUAAUUGAAAAUCCUGGGACGCUAUCAGAAUGCUGUUAAUUCAUUAUCCUGGCAAGACUGUCAACCAGACCAAUGAAUACCAUCAGGAUCGAGAGGUUUUACCAGCUUUCGAGGACAUCAUGGAUGUCAUUGGUUCUAGAGGAAAGUUCCAGAAGAGAUUAAACACUGUUUUCAUUUGCUAUGGCACAAUCGUCAAUGUGAUGAGCGCGCAUAUGUACAAUUUCGCUAUGCAAACUCCUGAUCACUGGUGUCACGUCCCUGGGAGAGAGUUCACCAACUUAACUCUUGAUGAGUGGAAGACCGCCACUAUCCCCAAGGAAGGAGGAACAUUCAGCAAGUGCCUGAUGUACAACGGAAGCGCCCUGGACGGAGCUUCCGAGGUGCCCUGCCAGCACGGCUGGGAGUACGACGACACGUGGUACACUCAGACGGUGCCGUCAGAGAUGAACUGGGUCUGCGACGACAUGCACAUCGUCAGUGACGUCAUGUUCUAUCCACAGAACAUUGGAGCAGUCCUGGGACUGCUGUUCGGCUACAUGGGUGACAUGUACGGACGUCGCCCGCUGCAGUUGGCCUGCGUGGUGAUGCACGUCGUCAGCAGGGUGGCGAUGGUGUUCACUCCGUCACUGAUCGUGCUGUUCGUCGUGGCGGUGGCGCUGGUGGGGGGCGCUGUAGGCGUCAUGCUGGAGUCGGCGGUAUCUGUAGGGACGGAAUUGACGGAUAUCAGAAACCGCUCAUGUAUCAAUUGCAUGUCAUGCAUUGGUAUACCUAUAGGAUUGGUGUCCGCCUGCUUGUGUGUUCAGAUGUUUCCCAGCUGGAAGCACUCCUUGCUUUUUGCAGUACUGUGCUGCCUUAUAUUACUACUGUUCUGCAGGUGGUUCCCCGAGUCGCCGCGCUGGCUGACGUGCAGGGGGCGCGAGGAGGAGGCGCUGGGCGUGCUGCGGCGGGUCGCGGCCACCAACGGCUCCAGCCUGCCGCCGUUCACCCUGCAGGUGCUGCACCGCGUGGCCAAGGCCAAGCGGGACCGCGUCGGCUACUUGGGCAUCUUCUCCAGCUGGAACCUCUUCAAGAACACCCUCCUGCUCGCCAUGGCCAGGUGA